AUUCUGAACCCUAGAUUUCUGCUAUCCACUUUCCAAUCCCUUUAGCUUUCCCCUCAGCGACAAGAACAAAUAAGCUCAAUCGAGAGUGACUUCGAACAUCUUAUGCCACCUAUGACUUCCAGAAUUCCUGCGGUGUGCCUGAGCGAUUGGCCGGUCUUGCGCACUUCCAGCGAUGCACGACUAUGCCAUUGCCGCGAGGCUGCCGCUCAGCUGAGUGCGCCAGCCUCCAUUCAACAUCUUCUACCAAAUCUCCACCUCACUUCGCAUCUAUGCUAUUUCAACGGUCCAACAACUACCGAGAACCCUCCCUCUUGCGAUCCUCGUGGCUAGUCGAAUAAUGCGUCUGCUACAGUUCAACAACGAUGGCGCUUUCAGCCUGACCGAGUUCUUUGAGAGCGAUAUACCCAAGUAUGCUAUUCUUUCGCACAGAUGGGGACCGGAGGAGGUUACUUUGGCAGAUCUGAAGAAUGGCAACGGCAAGAAGAUGGCUGGUUAUGGCAAGAUACAGUUCUGCGGAGAACAAGCGAAGCGCGACGGCUUGCAAUACUUUUGGGUAGACACCUGUUGUAUCGAUAAGUCGAACAGCACUGAGCUCGCAGAGGCUAUCAACUCGAUGUUUCGCUGGUACCGGGAUGCGACCAAGUGCUACGUUUAUCUGCCAGAUGUUUCGCGCCCUCGAACCGAUUCGGCCAACGGGUUCAACGAGCCCUGGGAAUCAACAUUUCGAAAAAGCGAAUGGUUUAGACGAGGCUGGACUCUGCAAGAACUUAUUGCGCCGGCAUCAGUCGACUUCUUCUGCAAAGAGGAAGAGCUACUAGGCAAUAAGGUCUCCUUAGAACGACACAUCUGCGAGGUAACAGGCAUUCCAGCCACUGCCCUUCGAGGGAGCCAGUUGUCUGUCUUCAGCGUCGCUGAGCGAAUGUCGUGGGCAGCAAGUCGUGAGACUUUUCGCCAAGAAGACAAGGCAUACUCGCUGCUAGGCAUUUUCGACGUCAAUAUGCCGCUCAUAUACAGCGAAGGGAAAGAUAAGGCGAUGAAACGACUCCGAGAGGAGAUUGAUAAGGCUUCAAAAGGGUUCAAGCGCGAGGACUUCUCAGUCACCUUCAGCCUCUCCAAUGUUUCUGACGUCGAACACUUCGUAGCAAGGAGGACAGAGCUCGUAGAGAUACACAAGGCCCUCGGUGGCGACGGCUCCCGCCGUACUGUUGUUCUGCACGGAUUAGGUGGAAUCGGCAAGACACAACUCUCUAUUGCAUAUGCGAAGCGGCACAAGGACGACUACUCGGGAAUCUUCUGGCUAAACAUCAAAGACGAGGAUUCUCUAAAACAGAGCUUUGUUAAAAUAGCUAAGCAGAUAUCAAGAGAACACCCGUCGGUUGUCCGGCUUAGCAACGUGGAUACGAAUGAAAAUCUCGAUGACAUAGUAGAUUCUGUCAAAGCAUGGCUGAGUCUGCCACAGAACACGCGAUGGCUGAUGAUCUAUGACAAUUACGACAACCCCAAAUUGCCUGGUAGGACAGAUCCCGCGGCCGUAGAUAUCCGGAGAUUCCUUCCCGAAUCAUAUCACGGGUCGAUUAUCAUUACAACACGGUCAUCGCAACUUAGAAUUGGUCAGCCUCUCCAGAUUCGUAAGCUCGAGGAUGUGCAUGACAGUGUUGAGAUUUUGUCAAAUGUGUCGAGACGGGAAGGACUGAGAAGUGAUCCUGAUGCUAUCAUGCUUGCUAGAGAGUUGGACGGACUGCCUCUUGCACUCGCUACUGCCGGAGCAUAUCUUGAUCAAGUGGCUGUAAGUCUUUCGGACUAUUUACAUCUGUACAAGCAGUCGUGGGUGCAACUCCAAGAAUCGAGUCCGGAACUGGACUCGUACGAAGACCGAACACUCUACUCUACAUGGCAGAUAUCAUUGGAUCACGUCAAGCACCAAAAUGAUCUUUCAGCUAAGCUUCUUUGCUUCUGGUCGUACUUUGAUAACCAGGAUUUCUGGUUAGAGCUUCUUCAGCACGAUGACCCGGAAGACCCGGACUGGGUACGAGAACUGACAAAAGAUGACAUAAGGUUUCAUCAAGCCAUGCGUGUACUAAGUAACCACGGGCUAGUGGAGGUAAAUACUUCUUCACAAGAACUAAACGAGUCGCGCGGAUAUAGCAUUCAUGGGUGCGUUCACUCGUGGACAAUCUACGUUCUCAAUCGUGAAUGGGAUUACGACCUUGCCAAGCUGGCUGUGAAGUUUGUAUCAUCACAUGUCCCUGGAGAACAAGAUUUCCGACCAUGGCUGACACAACGACGACUCCUCCAGCAUGCAAUAAGGUGUUCAUAUAUGUUUUCAUAUAACUUGGUAGUUGACGAUCAGCUAGUAGAUGAAUGCCAUCAACUAGGGCUCCUUUACGCUAACCAAAGCAAGCUGGUCGAGGCCGAACAGAUGUACAAGCGGGCGCUACAAGGCUACGAGAAGGCAUGGGGUCUAGAGCACACGUCGACGCUUAACACAGUCAACAACUUAGCAAUCCUCUACAAAAACCAAGGCAAGCUAGUCGAGGCCGAGCAGAUGUACCAGCGGGCGCUACAAGGCUACAAAAAGGCAUGGGGUCCAGAGCACACGUCGACGCUUAACACGGUCAACAACCUAGCAGCCCUCUACGCUAACCAAGGCAAGCUGGUCGAGGCCGAGCAGAUGUACCAGCGGGCGCUACAAGGCAAGGAAAAGGCAUGGGGUCUAAAGCACACGUCGACGCUCAACACGGUCAACAACCUAGCAGCCCUCUACAAAAACCAAGGCAAGCUAGUCGAGGCCGAGCAGAUGUACCAGCGGGCGCUGCAAGGCAAGGAAAAGGCAUGGGGUCUAGAGCACACAUCGACGCUCGAUACGGUUAAUAACCUAGCAAUCCUCUACGCCGACCAAGGCAAGCUAGUCGUGGCCGAGCAGAUGUACCAGCGGGCGCUACAAGGCUACGAAAAGGCAUGGGGUCCAGAGCACACGUCGACGCUCGAUACGGUCAAUAACCUAGCAACCCUCUACCAAAACCAAGGCAAGCUAGUCGAAGCCGAGCAAAUGUACCAGCGGGCGCUGCAAGGCUACGAGAAAGCGAUCGGUCCGGAUAAUAUUAUCACUUACGUGCCAGCGCUCAACACAAUCUGGGGUUUCGGCUCUCUCUUUGAACGUCAAGCUGAUCUAGCGAAGGCUAGGACUAUGUUUUCAAAGGCGUUGCGUGGGUAUGAGCAAGUCUUUGGACCUGAUCAUGCUAAUUCCAAGAUUUUGCGGAACAAAUUACGUCUUUUAGAUGCCGUGAUGAAGAGCGAUGUCUCAAUAGACACAAAAGACCGCGCAGACGACCUGCAUGUGAGACCGAUCAAAAAGCCUCUCUCAACAUCAAAACGGCAUAAGCUGUUUCGAAAGCUUGGCCUAAGGCCUUGACCUGUGGCUUUACAGCGAAUAUUAUGUAUAUUAGUUCUUUCUUUACUUUUUUACAGUAAAAACAUUCUAAUCAUUCAAAUUA
Messenger RNA from Mollisia scopiformis, 3494 nucleotides. RefSeq names its product HET-domain-containing protein. The transcript has 4 exons. Gene Ontology annotation, molecular function: protein binding; ADP binding. Gene Ontology annotation, cellular component: kinesin complex. The record is from RefSeq and is a predicted model, not a curated record. Lineage: Eukaryota; Fungi; Ascomycota; Leotiomycetes; Helotiales; Mollisiaceae. The coding region runs from base 338 to 3412 and encodes 1024 amino acids.